Molecule: messenger RNA, 2277 nt
Organism: Acytostelium subglobosum LB1
Lineage: Eukaryota; Evosea; Eumycetozoa; Acytosteliales; Acytosteliaceae
Exons: 1
Coding region: 1-2277 (758 amino acids)
Biological process (GO): glutamyl-tRNA aminoacylation; translation
Cellular component (GO): cytoplasm; cytosol; methionyl glutamyl tRNA synthetase complex
Molecular function (GO): ATP binding; glutamate-tRNA ligase activity
Source: RefSeq, a predicted model, not a curated record
AUGUCUAAUACUAAAGGAGGAGAUAACAAGGGUGUGCUCAAGUAUGAUCACACCGGAAAUACAUUCCCAUUCAUCGCUUUGAUAACAGCAAAGUUGGUACCAGGAUACAAGAUCAUUGUGCGCAAGGGUCUUGAGAAGCCUGAGCUCACAGUCGUUCAGUCGAGCGACUGCUUCACUGGCAACUACCUCGUCGCCAAGUACAUCGCCAGAGCAGCAGCACCCGCCUGCACACUCUAUGGCAGCGACGCCGUGUCGGCCUCGCGUGUCGACGAGUGGCUCGAGAAGAUCGCCCACUUCAAGGUCGAGGAUGUCAACGCAUUCGCCCAGCAGGUGCAGGACCACUUCAUCUUCCGCACCUUCCUGGUUGGCUUCUCAAUCACCCUGGCCGACAUCGCAUUGUACGCUCGCGUUCAGUUGACCGCUGAGCUCAAGGCCAAGGUGCCCUCGCUCUACCACUUCAACAGAUGGUUCACCUACCUCAACACCCUUCCAGCCUUCAAGGAGACCCUGCAGCUGUUUGCUCCAGAGACUAACAACAACAACAACAAUGCUGCUGCUGGUGCUGCCGCUGCUGCCGCUGAGGACGACAAAAAGAAGAGUGUCAUGGGAUGGAGAGGCAACAUGGAGAAGCUCGCUCUGCCCGGCCUCGAGAUGGGCAAGGUCGUCACCCGUUUCCCACCCGAGCCUUCUGGAUACAUGCACAUUGGCCAUUGCAAGGCCGCCGUGCUCAACAACUACUACGCUACCGAGUACCAGGGCGAGCUGGUGAUCCGUUUCGACGACACCAACCCCGCCAAGGAGAAGGAGGAGUACGUCGAGAACAUCCUCAAGGAUCUCAAGACCCUGGACCUCAAGUACCGUCGCCAGACCAACACCUCCAACUACUUUGACCUGUGCGAGCAGAUGGCUGAGAAGAUGAUCCGCGAGAACAACGCCUACGUCGACAACACCUCCAAGGAGGAGAUCAGCGAUCAGCGUGACAAGAUGAUCGAGUCGGUCUGCAGAAACAACUCGAUCGAGAAGAACCUCGAGUGGUUCGAGGAGAUGAAGAAGGGCACCACCUUUGGCCAGACAUGCGUUCUGCGUGCCAAGAUCGACAUGGCCCACGUCGACAAGGCCUUCCGUGACCCAGCCUUCUACCGUGUCAACAUGACCCCACAUCACGUCACUGGCGACAAGUACAAGGCCUACCCACUGUACGACUUUGCCUGUCCCAUCGUGGACAGUAUCGAGGGCAUCACCCACGCUCUCCGCUCCAACGAGUACAUCAACAAGGUCAACCUCUACAACUACGUGUGCGACAUCCUCGGACUGCGUCGCCCAUUCGUCUCACAGUACAGUCGUCUCAACUUCACCUACGUGCUGCUGUCCAAGCGUAAGCUGCAGUACUUUGUCGAUGAGGGAAUUGUCACUGGCUGGCACGACCCACGUAUGCCCACACUCCAGGGUAUCAUGCGUCGCGGUCUCACCGUCGAGGCACUCAAGGAGUUCGUCCUGUCUCAGGGCGCCAGCGCCGUCAACACCAUGAUGGACAUUGGCAAGCUCUGGGCUAUCAACAAGCUGUUCAUCGAGCCAAACGUGCCCAGAUACACCUGUCUCCCAGAGAAGUGCGUGCUGGUGCGCCUCUCCAACGGCCCUGCCGCUCCCGAGCAGUUGACCAAGCCCAAGUUCGACAAGAAGCUCGAGCUCGGCAACAAGACCGUCACCAUCUCCAACUCUGUGUUGCUCGAGUACGACGAUGCCGCCGAUCUCAAGGAGGGUGAGGAGGUCACACUCAUGUCAUGGGGCAUGAACAUCAUCGUUCGCAAGGUCAACAAGGCCGCAGACGGCUCAAUCGAGUCGAUCGACGCCGACUGCAACCCAACUGGCAGCUUCAAGGACACCAAGAAGAAGCUUACCUGGUUGUCUGCCACCGUCAAGCGUGUGCCCGUUCUGUUGCAGGACUUUGACUUCUUGAUCACCAAGCCCAAGCUUGAGGAGACCGAUGAGCUCAAGGACUUUAUCAACCCCAACACCAAGUUUGAGUUGAAUGCCUUCUCCGACGAGAACAUCCUCUCACUCAAGGUUGGCGACAAGGUGCAGUUUGAGCGUCGUGGACUCUACAUCUGUGACAAGGCCGGUGAUGCCAACAAUGCCUUUGUCAUGAUCUACAUUCCAGACGGUUCCCAGAAGUUCAAGGCUGGUGAGGCUCUCACCCCAUUCGCUCCACGUGCUCCAAAGAAGGAGGAGCCAAAGGCCAAGCCUGCUGCCAAGCCAGCCAAGGCUGCUGCCAAGUAA